Sugiyamaella lignohabitans is the source of this 789-nucleotide messenger RNA. It is a transcript of the gene MRP8, whose product is annotated as Mrp8p. Lineage: Eukaryota; Fungi; Ascomycota; Dipodascomycetes; Dipodascales; Trichomonascaceae. The record is from RefSeq and is a predicted model, not a curated record. The coding region runs from base 1 to 789 and encodes 262 amino acids. The transcript has a single exon.
AUGAGUUCGGCCGGCAAGUCUGUUGAGCCUGUGACGGUGGAGUCGUUGAAGGUCGAGGUUGAAAAACUGGCAACCCAGGUCAGGAAAAAUACGAAUGCUAUUAUUGACACGGGCCGCCAUGUGCUCAGUAUUCAGAUUGAACAUGAGAAGCAGUUGCUAGCUAAAGAAGGUCUCUCUGAAACCCGUGAAGUUGCUACUGGUACUGGCAGUGGUGUAACUGGUGCUGGUGGUGCUGGUAGUUCAGUGAUAGAUUCAAAAUCGUACAGAGAAAGAAAACGUGACAUUGAUUUGGAUUCGGAUGACGAAGUGGACGACCGGGGAGCUGGUCGCAGUGGAGGCCAGGGAGGGUCGAAUGACGCUAUUACUUCAGAAGAUAUCGUUGAUCUGGUGACAGAAUUACAGGGCCAGCUGGAUAUGCUCGACGAGCGGUCGGUCAGACGGACUGCUAAUGCGUUUGUGGCAGCCGAGUCGGAUCCUAUAGCCCCUCUACCGGGUCGCGACGGCGAGUUCCCAGCCGAAACCGAAUCAUUUCCAGCCACUCUGGGCGAGUUUAAGGCCCUGGACACGAGCCAAGUCGAGUUCUGGCUGAAAUGGUACGAACUGCUGCCACCCGACGAAGAAGAACUGGCUCAACUGCUCGACCGAGCCGGUGCUACCCUCGAAGACGUCGGCCAACCAGCGUCCACAGCCCCUAAACCAGAACCCUCUAUCGACGAAACCAACGCCAAUUUCGACUCUCUGGCACGUUUUCUCGGUAUCCGGGCUCGCAGGACGAAGGGUGUUUGGUAG